Messenger RNA from Xiphophorus hellerii (green swordtail), 3260 nucleotides. RefSeq names its product transmembrane protein 244 (gene tmem244). NCBI's taxonomy places the organism in Eukaryota, Metazoa, Chordata, Actinopteri, Cyprinodontiformes, Poeciliidae. The transcript has 6 exons. The coding region runs from base 2196 to 2759 and encodes 187 amino acids. The record is from RefSeq and is a predicted model, not a curated record.
CAAAAAAAAAAAAAUGUUGUUGCACUUAUUGUGUGCAGCUGUGGAUGGGAGUGUUCAGUGGAACAAUUAAAAGGAAAAAGUGUUACUUAAUCGAGGAGUGAUAAGUGAAGAAAAGACACCAGAGAAACACAGGGGGAAAUAAUUUGAACAAAGUGUUGUUCUGAAUGGUCGUUUUUGGAUUUUAGAAUAUUGAAAUGAGAACAUGGGAAACCAAAGAGAGAUGCACAAGGGUCAUAUUGACUAAUGCAUUUCUCUCUGUUAGUGUGCACCCAGUAGUUUAAUUAAAGCACCUCUACCCCUUAGACGCCCCUCAUUGACAUUUACAGUGGGUCAAUGAGCCUUAAUGUUCCCCAGAGUAUCUCUUCCUCUCCAGAUGCUUUACUUUUUACAAACCUUAAAAUAAAUCCAAUCUGGGAGAAAGACGUUCCUGUCUCUGCAGAUGGAAACUUAUUGCUUAAACUCCCUACUUCUGUAAAUAGAGACUCCCGUUUACCUGUCUCUAUCAGUCCCCUUUUUUAAACUGCAGGCCUCCAGAUUUACUGUGUGAUUUAUUUUUCGGAUUUUUAAGUGAUGAAUCAGACAAAUACCUCCUCAAAUUUUUCCAGCUUGGAAAAGAUCUAAACAGAGAUCACACUUUUACAAUUUUCUUGCUUCCAAAACUUCAAGGUUAUCCUUUUCAGCUUAUUUACUUCCAGCUGCCACACAUCCACUUUACCUGUUGUAGCUUUCAAUGUUGCAGCUGAUUGGUGACUAUAAAAGAAUGUGUUAAUUACUAAGCUUUAGUGGUUUUAUGUUUUUUUUAUUUCAUCUUUAGAGCGCUCUACUAGCUCUUUUUGAGUCUGUCUCUCUUAAAAACUAGUCGGAUAGUGUUAAGAAGUCCAGAGAUAUCUUUUUUUUCCUGCAAAGAAAAAAUUUGGUAAACUUUAUGGCAACAUAAAGUCUAAUUAAUCCGUUAGUGGAUUUGCUGGCAUAAAUUUGCAUGAAAGGUGGGGAACAGCAAAAUUUCUAAGUGAUUGUUUUUUAUUUUGUCCAACAAAUCCAGAGUAUUGUUUUUUAUAAAAUCUUGAUCCAGGUAUGUAAUUAUCAGUCUGCUAUUGUAGCUGCUGCUUUUUCACUGCUUGUUUUUUUUUUUUUUUUUCAUUGCUAUUACAGAAAAUACCUAAAACACAUGCAUCUCCGGAUAAAACCACAUCAAUGCUGUCUGGCAUCUUGACAAUAUCCAGCAUGAUGCAGAGGAAUAAAAUAAAGAUUAGCGUGAGUCGCUCCUCGUCAGUCGCAGAGCAACAAAAUAUGGCACGGUUCACACAGUGUGUACACACAGAGGGAUGCUCGACUAUGACGCCUACCUUACUCCUCAUGGAACCCCCUCUUCCUUUUCCUCUGCUCUGCCGUCACCAUGGAUACAAUGAUGCAGGUUACCGUGGCAGCCGAGUGAACCCCAAACCCACACAAAGGAGCACGUGCAUUUGCUUUACGUACGCAUGUUAUGACGUCAAACGGUUAAGUUUCUUUUGGCUAUUUCCGGAGGGGACGGGGGGCAACAGAAAACGGCAGUGUUCAUAUUUAUAUUGGUCACUAUGGUUUCUGUGUUGAGAAAUCACUUUUCGUCGCUUCACACUUUUCAGCUUUAAUCUGGGCAAAUAAUAGGAAUAAAAUCUUUAUGAUCCAAAUUCCAUCUAUAGUCGUCAAAACUGUGCAUAUGUGAGUCUUGAAAUGAAUUGUUCUUGUGUUUAUUCCACUGGAUGGAGUUUUCUAAAGGUUUGCAGGCUAUCCUGCCAUCUAGUGUUCAUGUUGCUUAUGGUUGAUUUAAUGUUCAGAUCAGGAGCUUUCAAGCUUGCAGACAUGAUCAGACAUCAAAAUAAAGCCAAAUUGUACCAAAUUCCACUUGUAAAUUAUAUUUAAGGCAAAUGUUUGACUGUCAUGCAUGGCAUAAGUUGUCUUAUUUUAUUCUCUUUAAAUUAUUUAAAUGUCUGACUCCUGUUGAGGAUCAAACUGAAGUUUGUGUGCCAUUGCACAUGUGAAACAAAGCAUUGAAGCCAACUACCUAAUUGUGGGUUAUGAGUAUUUGUCCACACAAGCAUUAUGUGUCUUAUCCCAUGUGGGAUUUACUCCAACUUCUUAGCAGUAAUCUCAUUUCAUCCAAUCCCGCCUUCCUUGCUUCCCUACAAGAUGCUCUCAGGGACUCAUAAACACACAUGAAGGCUGCUUUUACUCAUUUAGACCGGCAAACAUUCAUGUUGUUGGACUACUGCUGUCGUUGCUGUGGAGUCACACUCAUAAAACGCCAUGGACCCUUCUUCCUCAAGACUACACCCAGCGACACCUGGGUUGUUCUGCAGAAUCUGCUAAUGUGCAUGGUGUGCUUCUACUCUCUCUACUACAUUGUGGUCAGUCUUUGCAUUGGACUCUUCAGGGUUCACGAGAUCAACAGCUUGUUAACGCCAUUUGACUACACGACGCAACCAUCAUGGCAGAACCCCAAAUACUUGGUUGGGGUCAUUUCCACAGAAGUGACUUAUGUUUUAGGAGGGCUGGUGUUCGCGUGGAUUGUGGAGGAGUGGGUCUGGGAUUAUGCAAUAACUGUCACGCUGCUGCACGUUGGGAUGACUGUAGCAGUGAUGUCAGAUUUCCCUUCUGCCGAGCAUUGGUGGAUCGCUCUGGGUUCUGGCCUGGUCAUGAUGAUAUUCGGAGGGCAGCUCCUGGCCUACAAACUCUUCAGGAACAACUUUGUCUAUCCUGCUGAACUGCAGAACUUCUAAUAAAAACAAGGAAAGCUUUUAACUGGCUUAAUGGGUAAUCCCAGGUCAGAAGUGUGCCAGUCAGUUCUCUUUCUGUUUCACUGUUUAAUUCAUGUUUAUAAUGGUGUAGCAAAGUAAAGCCUUUCGGAUAAGAACAUAAAAGAAAACGUGCAUGUAUAUUGUUUGUACUUCAUAACAUGGAUUAGGCAGUAGGUUGCUCCGAACUGUUAAAAUGGCUUCACUUUGCCUAUUGAACGCCACUUUUUUACUCAUUAAAGGUAUUAUUUUGUAUUGUUUAUUUUCAGACAUCUUUCAAUAAGCCAACUUUGACAGAACCAGGUAAUAUUUUAUAGCUGAAACAUUUGUACGGUUAUAUAAAUCUAUUGAUAAUUAUUUGCUAAUGUAUAUUUCUGACAUCAUUGUACUUAGGAAUAUAACUCAUAACAGACUUACAUUUUGUAAUAAAAUAUCAGGUGUACAUAAAGAAAGACGUGGGCAAUAAAAUCUGUUAUGUGGCAAUGA